AAAUGCUCAUGUUGUUUGCGCGACCAGGUGAGCUUCACUCUCGCUGUGGAUCGGGCCAAACAUGGGCAAACUUCAGGAGUUUGAGAUCACGUUUGACAAAAACAAAGUGGUGUACACUCCGGGUGAGUCUAUCUCUGGAACCGUGAGAUUCAAACUGGGACAGCCGCUGCAGUGUAAAGCAAUCAAAGUGAACUGCAAUGGUUUCUGUGGCAUCACCAGUAAGAUAAAUGAGACGGCAUGGUCUGAGGAGGAGCAGUACUUCAACAGUACCAUCUCUGUUGCAGACAAAGGAACCCUGAUACAGGGAGUGCAAACCUAUCCCUUCAAGUUUCUCAUACCAGCCUCUGCUCCGACAUCUUUUGAAGGCAACUAUGGUAAGAUCAUUUACAGAGUGAGAGCUUUCAUCGACACACCACGAUUCGCCAAGGACUACAGCACAGAGAAACCUUUCUACCUGCUAAGCCUUCUAAACCUGAAUGAAGUGCCAGACAUAUGGGGAAAAUGUUCAUCUGCAGUGACGCAGCAGUUCACCUACAUGCUGAUGAAAACCGGCACAGUGGACAUGAAGGCCCAGACAGACAUGAAGGGUUACACACCAGGCCAGGUCAUCCAGGUGUUGACCAACAUCCACAACCAGUCUGGAAAGGCCACAGGCAACAUGGCGGCCAGCCUGAUGCAGAGAGUGACCUAUGAGACGAAGAGGCCCACCUAUGACGUGAGGACGAUAGCAGAGGUGGAGGGUGGUGUGGUGAAGGCUGGCAAGGAGGUGGAGUGGAAGGAGCAGAUCAUCGUUCCUCCUCUUCCUCAGUCCUCCCUCGCUGGCUGUGAACUUAUAAAGAUCGAAUAUUAUGUCAAAGUCGGUUUAAAGUCUCCAGAUGUCAUGCUGACGUUACCCAUCCACAUCGGGAACGUCUCCCUAGACAAAAAACUGCAGCCUUGCAAUAAAGCAGCCACUCCCUCCUCUGCCAAAGCUGAAGACACGCCAGCAUUGGCCUCUACGCCUGACACCGUCAUCGCCACCACCCCCAACGUGGCCCCUCGCCCUGCCCCAAAACCCGCUCCCCGCCCCAGCGCUCGCUCCAGGAUGUCCUCGCUUAAUUCCCCCAGCGCUCCUCCCGCUGACUACCACCAGGGAGCAGAGGGUGGGACACCGAUAAACGAUGGCUUCCCCAACAAGCGCCAGUCUCAGCUGGUGUCACCCCACGCUUUCAGCUAUGCUCCCGGCCUCUUUUUUCCCCACAAUCAGCAGCCCAAUGGGCCCAGCACUGCACCCAGUGGGCCUAUGUUCAGUGGGUCCACAGGGGCCACAGCACCUUACCCCCCUGAGAAUGGCGCUGGCUCAAUGCCGACACCACUCAUCCUGCCUCCGGACUACGGCACUUCAGCAUAUCCACAAGAGGCACCUCCUUCUUAUGAUGCGAGCUGCAACACAUGAAGUGGAUAAGGAACCAGCAACCUUGCACCAGAAUGGCGAUCAGUUCACUCUGAUUUUUUUUUUUUUAAAUGUUGUCCUGCCAUUUAAAAAAUAAAUAAAUAAAAGGUUGUAACUUACUUGGACAAAAUGAUUGCAAGAAACAGGAAACCUAAUGUUACCUGGUAUCAUGAAGGUGUUUUAUCUUUUCAUAAUGUAACUGCUGCCCAGUGAAGUACCCUCACUAAUCUAAUGGGGGUUAUUCUCUCCUUUUAAACAAGUCCAUAGCUGUCCUUUAUUUUUAUUUUUAUUUUUGGUACUAAGUGAAAGGAAAGACGAGGGGAAUUGCAUAAUUUAAUUUGCUGUUCUUUGUACGGUAAGAGGAGUCAUGUUCUUAGUUGUGGGUUAUUUAGAAAUCCCUCAGAUGGCAUCUGUGAUGUCAAGGUGGAACGUUUUAUGUAUGAAAGCCUGAGCAAAACAAACCCAUCUCAUCUGGUAUUUUGUCUAAUAUCCUCAUUUCUUCAGAAGCCAAAUAAAAAAAUUAUGGAUUUUUUUUUUUUAUUAUUAUUGGAAACUGGUGAAAUCAACUUUAUUCUUCUGGCAAAUUUUUCAUUUAGUUUGAAAUUUAAGACUGGAUCAAACACUUUGUUUAGAAAGAUUUAGAAAGAUGUUGAUUUAUGAUAAUGAACAAUCCCGAUAUUGCUGUUGCAAGUUGUCUACAUACAGCUUUUUAUAUAAUGCUAAUAAGAUUAGCCUCUUAUGAUUUCUUCCCUGUUAUCAUUUGCGACAUUCAUGUUCUUGAACUGUGUUAAAAUUACUAUUAUGUUGAUUUCCUUCGAGACAUGGUGUUUAGUGUGUUCCCUGCCCUGCUGAAUGUCUGUUGGUUCUGUAUAUGCCAGACAUCCCUUCUCCGUCUCAUUUAUUAUAUUACAACAGUUGUACAAUAAUGCAAGAGCAUUGUGAUUUUAAGUUGUCUUUGGUCCUUCCUGAUGUCGUUUUGCAUCCUCUAUCUUAAUCGGAGAAUUUUGUGAAUAAGUUUUAAAUUUUUAUGUUUUUUAAGAAAUAUUGUUUGGGACAUUUUCAUCUUUAUUUCACCUAGUAGAGAGAGAGAGAGAAGGGUAUGACAUGCAACAAAGGUCCCAAGGCCAGAAUCGAGCCCCGGGCGUGGUUAUUUGGCAUGUGCUGUAACCAAUCAAAUGCCAUGGCUACCAUUUAAUAUGUAUAUACAUAUUUAUUGUUUUGAGUGUUUCCACCUGUUGUCAAGAUUUUAAUAAAUGUGUUAAAACCA
Perca fluviatilis (European perch) is the source of this 2699-nucleotide messenger RNA. RefSeq names its product arrestin domain containing 1a (gene arrdc1a). Gene Ontology annotation, biological process: protein transport. The record is from RefSeq and is a predicted model, not a curated record. Gene Ontology annotation, molecular function: ubiquitin protein ligase binding; ubiquitin-like ligase-substrate adaptor activity. Lineage: Eukaryota; Metazoa; Chordata; Actinopteri; Perciformes; Percidae. Gene Ontology annotation, cellular component: cytoplasm. The transcript is spliced from 8 exons. Bases 62 to 1435 code for a protein of 457 amino acids.